Molecule: messenger RNA, 459 nt
Organism: Komagataella phaffii GS115
Lineage: Eukaryota; Fungi; Ascomycota; Pichiomycetes; Pichiales; Pichiaceae
Product: Subunit Va of cytochrome c oxidase
Exons: 1
Coding region: 1-459 (152 amino acids)
Biological process (GO): mitochondrial electron transport, cytochrome c to oxygen
Source: RefSeq, a predicted model, not a curated record
AUGUUGAGACAAUCCUUUCGCCAACUAACAGCCAAACCUCUGAGCAGAGCCGUGGGAAUCAGAUAUGCUUCAGCUUUGUCUAACGCUACUGUCACCAACUUAGAAAAGAGAUGGGAAGACCUUCCAGAGACUGACCAGAAAGACAUCAUCUCACAGCUUAGUGAGAGACAAAAGUUGCCAUGGAAAGAUCUGACUUUAUCAGAGAAGAAGGCUGCUUGGUACAUUUCUUUCGGUGAAUGGGGUCCAAGAAGACCAGUGCACACUAAGGAGGACAAGUUAUACAUCUUUUGGGGUACCGUUAUUGGAAUUGUUAUUUCUGCUACCAUCUUCGGUGCGUUCCGUUACAACAGAAACGUUCCAAAGACUAUGAACAGAGAAUGGCAAGCUGCUUCCGACGAGUACUUGAAAUCUAAGAAUGCUGAACCAUUCACCGGUUACUCUCAAAUUCAAUCGAAAUAG